This is a messenger RNA of Tilletiaria anomala UBC 951, 711 nucleotides long. RefSeq lists its product as uncharacterized. The record is from RefSeq and is a predicted model, not a curated record. Bases 174 to 533 code for a protein of 119 amino acids. NCBI's taxonomy places the organism in Eukaryota, Fungi, Basidiomycota, Exobasidiomycetes, Georgefischeriales, Tilletiariaceae. The transcript has a single exon.
GCACAAAGCACGAAAAUCACUAGGUCGAACAGCGUUGAACAAUAUUAUUUCACCGUCCAUUGCCGCACCUCCAUCAGACACUGGAUGCUGAGCUCGUAUCGAGAUAGUUAAUUGGGCUAAUCACUCGCCCAUAUCUAGAUGGUGUUGGGAUGUAAGUCGGCAAGCACAUUGCUAUGCCUUGUGCAGUACAGCUGGAGUACCGAGAAAGCUGCUUCAGCAAAGGUGGAACUCAGUGCGAGUUGUUCAUCGAGCGAUUCCAGAAUCUCGAUCAGCCGACGCUGAACCAGGAGAAAACGGCUACUACAGCCGGUCAGACCUUGCGAGAUUCUCGUUGCGCUCAACAAGGACUUGUUGUCGCCUCGAGGGCCUUCAAACGAACUUGCCUGGAAGAAUUCCCCGAUGAGCUCCUCAUCGCGAUUGCUCACCAGAGACUCCCCCGUCGAUUGCAUCGCAUCACGGUUAGCUUAUCAAAGUAUGAUGCACCUGAAAGGGUGAGGACAGAUGCCUUGACCACGAAUCGUUUUACACCGUAAUUUAUACCGUAUUUCGGCGCCGACGUGCGCUUGUAUGCAGUACUACCGGCGGGCAUACUUCGAGCCGAAGGCAAGAAGAUAAGCGGGCGCAACGCGUAGGAGCAAACCAUCGACCAGAAGAGCUUGGAUGCGUGUAAGUUCAAGAGGACGAGCAGAAAGGUAAGAAAGUGGAUCUGCU